AAACCGGAAAUUGACAGUUACCAUUCCGUAGCUAAACUAUCAAGUGAGUGUGUGAGUGUGUGUGUGUGUCUCCAGUUGUGAAAAUGUUACCAUUAUCUAUUAAAGACGAUGAGUAUAAGCCGACCAAGUACAACCUGCUGCUGAAACUCUCCGGGUGGUUCAGGUCUAUCCUCGCCGAUAAAACUUCCAGAAAUCUGUUCUUCUUCCUAUGUCUGAACCUGUCCUUCGCCUUUGUGGAGUUAACGUAUGGUAUCUGGAGUAACAGUUUAGGUCUGAUCUCAGAUUCUUUCCACAUGUUUUUUGACUGCACUGCCCUGCUGGCAGGUCUGGCAGCCUCCGUCAUCUCCAGGUGGAGAUCCAACGAUAGCUUCUCCUACGGCUAUGUGAGAGCAGAGGUUCUGGCAGGCUUUGUCAAUGGGCUCUUCCUCAUCUUCACUGCUUUCUUCAUUUUCUCGGAAGGAGUCGAGAGAGCUCUAGAGCCUCCAGAUGUUCACCAUGAGCGGCUGCUUCCUGUCUCUGUAGCCGGUCUGCUGGUGAACCUGGUCGGGAUCUUUGCGUUCCAGCAUGGAGGACAUGGGCACUCACAUGGAGAGGGAGACCACGGACACAGUCACUCUCUGUUUAAUGGUAGCACAAGUCACGGUCACAGUCAUGGAGGACAUCACCACCACGACAAACAUGCAGAUUGCCACAGUCAUGGAGGACAUCACCACCAUGAUAAACAUGCAGAUUGCCACAGUCAUGGAGGACAUCACCACCACGACAAACAGGCAGAUUGGCACAGUCAUGGAGGACACGAGGAACCACACUAUAAUGACGAACUGCAACACCUGCCGGGAAAAGGCUCCAGCAAACAGAUCCUGCAGGGAGUCCUGUUGCAUAUUAUUGCAGACACUUUGGGCAGUGUCGGUGUGAUCAUCUCUGCUCUGCUGAUGCAGAAAUAUGAUCUAAUGAUUGCCGAUCCCAUCUGCUCCAUGCUGAUCGCCAUCCUCAUUGGAGUCAGUGUGGUACCUUUACUAAAGGAGUCUAUUGGGAUUCUGAUGCAGAGAACUCCAUUUUCACUAGACCAUGCCCUACCAGAGUGCUACCAGAGGGUGCAGCAACUGCAGGGAGUGUAUAAUUUGCAGGAGCCUCACUUCUGGACUCUGUGUACUGAUGUUUAUAUCGGAACAUUAAAGCUGCUGGUUGCCCCUGACGCUGACACCCGCUGGAUCCUUAGCCAGACACACCACAUCUUCACGCAGGCAGGAGUUCGGCAGCUGUAUGUUCAGAUCGACACAGCUGCCAUGUAGAAGCUGCUAAUAUUCCACUACACUUGGGACCAAUCACAUUCAGUCUGCUUCUGCAGGUGACUUCUGACCCCCACAGUCACCCCAGCACAGACUGAAAUAGGGGGAGGGCUCUCAGAACUGAUGAACUAAAACAGCCCCACCCACUUUCUUAAAAAUAAAAAUAAUAAUCCUACUCACAGUGGAAAUUCUGCCCCUCCCACAAAGAAUUAUGGGUAAGUGCCUUUGUCAUGAGACAAUCUGAGCCCCUCCCAACACCUCUGACAUCACUGCUCAGACUCGAUUGGUUGACAGUGCGUGUGAAGUCACUCUGUAUGUGCCAAACCAUGUGACCGACCAGUGGAUUUAAGCCUUUUUUCUUUUUCUUUUUAAAAAAAAAUAUAUUUAUUACAGCUGUAAUAAAUAAAUCUGGUUCUCUGAGAAUGAUUAUUCAUAAUCACAUCUGUCGUAUAAAACUGAGUUAAUUAAACAGCUGCAGGAGGACUGGAGCCCUAUGGAAAGAAAAGCUCUCACUCCACGUGCAGUAAUAUUUGUACAUGGUUUUAAUAUCAGAAUUGUUAACAGUGGUGCCUCUGCACGAGUGGAAACAUGCAGGUUUAACAUGAAAUUGUCACAAGUUGGAGCUGAGUUCAAACAAAUUUCCUGCCUCCUUCAAAUGUUUUUUUUUUUUUUUUUUUAAAUAUACUACUUUAAUUCA
Messenger RNA from Oreochromis aureus, 1986 nucleotides. RefSeq names its product solute carrier family 30 member 7 (gene slc30a7). Gene Ontology annotation, biological process: transmembrane transport; intracellular zinc ion homeostasis; zinc ion transport. Gene Ontology annotation, molecular function: zinc ion transmembrane transporter activity. Bases 84 to 1292 code for a protein of 402 amino acids. NCBI's taxonomy places the organism in Eukaryota, Metazoa, Chordata, Actinopteri, Cichliformes, Cichlidae. Gene Ontology annotation, cellular component: Golgi apparatus; membrane. The record is from RefSeq and is a predicted model, not a curated record. The transcript has 11 exons.